AUGAAAAUAAUAUUUUUAAUUCUUCUUUUUCUAUGUCUAGUAAAUGGGCAGGACCUUUGUUUGAAAACUCAAAUUCAACGAGGUGCUUCUUAUGGUUCUCUAAAAGGAUGUUAUGAGUUAAAGGAAAAUUCCAAUGAAACUUUUUUUGGACUUAGUUUGUUAAAUCGUCCAGGUCUAAGUUUUUCUAAUCCUUAUAAAGAUGAGUUUACGGAUGAAGAUUUGUAUCCUGCCUUGAUGGAUCCCAUAUCAUGUACUAUCCAUUGUGGUGACUACUUUUUUAAAUAUGCAGCUCUCAAAAACGGAAAUGAAUGUUAUUGUGGAAACGAUACUAUUGAGUCAUCGUAUAAUCAAAUAAACAAUACAUUUUGUAAUAAAACUUGUGUAGGAUGUCUUGAUUAUAAUUGUUCGACUAAUGACAAGUGUGGUGGGGAAACUGUUUACACAGUUUAUGAUGUAAAGAUUCCGGAUAACAAAGUGCCAACAGACGGGGGAAAUAUAUAUAUAGAAGAAAAACUUGAAAUAAUUAGUAAUCUCAAAAAUAGAAAUAAUCCUCGAUAUGAACCUCGCUUUUUAAACUGUAUUAAAGAUAGUUCUGAUUGUUAUAAGAGGAUAUUAAAUAGUACUGAAGUGUACGAGACGGGAGUUGAUACAAUUGAUAAGUGCAUAAAGUACUGUAAUAGCAAAGGUAUCUUUGGAUAUGCAGGAUUAGAAGCAGGAAAUCAAUGUUUUUGCGGUAAUGAUUUUACUUCCAAAGAUAUUAAUUUAGAUCUAGAACAUUGCAGCUGUAGCUGCGUGGGUAAUAGAUCACAAAUAUGUGGAGGCUUUUUUGCGCUUAGCGUAUAUAAUGCUUCCAAGGUUGAUAUUAAAAAUGAGGGUGAUAACUCAACUGGUUCAUCCAAAACAAAAAAAAUAAUUGGUAUAACAGUAGGAUUAGUUGUAGGUCUAAUAGUCAUUGGUGUGGUGAUAGUAUAUAUUCGGAAAUGGAAAGUGGAGGGUGUAGAAAAGCCGAUUGUGAUCGAAAGGAAUAUGGAAGAAGAUGGGUCGAUUAAGAGAUUCUGUUGCAAAUAA
This is a messenger RNA of Diversispora eburnea, 1068 nucleotides long. Lineage: Eukaryota; Fungi; Glomeromycota; Glomeromycetes; Diversisporales; Diversisporaceae. The record is from the annotation of a GenBank genome assembly.